GCUGUGUAUGUGACUGGUGGGGGUUAGAGUCAGUUUCUCUUCAGUUGCAAAAGGGAUUGCCAGACACCUGGAUCUCUCUAUCUCUCUCUUUCUUUCUCUCAACUUCUGUCCUCUCUGUUCCCCAGACAAGAUGCCAGAGUUCAUCAGCAACCCAGACUUUGUGAGUGAGACCCUCCAAGAUCUGGGCUCCCCCAUCACCUCCAGCUUCACCUCCAAGAUGAUUAACUGCAGGAACACAGUGACUGUGCUGGAAGAGUCGCUGGAGGCUGACCAGGCCAUUUUACAGAGGAUGAAGAAGCUUGUCAAAGCCAUCCACUCGUCUGGACUCUCCCACACGGAGAACGAAGAACAGUAUAUCGAAGCCCUGGAGCAGUUUGGGAGCCAUCAUUUGGCUCAGAACAAGAACGAGCUGUCCACGGGCUUCCUGAACCUCGCUGUCUUCACCCGAGAGGUCACUGCGCUCUUCAAGAACCUGAUUCAGAACAUGAAUAAUAUCAUCGCAUUCCCGCUCGACACUUUACUGAAGGGAGACCUGAAGGAAGGCAAAGGGGACCCGAAGAAGCUGGUUGAGAAAGCGUGGAAAGAGCACGAGGCUAAAGUCGCCAAGAUCGAGAAGGAGAAGAAAGACCGAGCCAAACAGCUGGGACUGACCCGAGCCGAGCUCAGCCCCGCCGAGGUCACAGACGACGUGGAGAAAGAGCGCAGAAUCUUCCAGCUCCACAUGUGUGAGUAUCUUCUCAAAGUCAACGAGAUCAAGGUUCGAGAAGGUCCUGAUCUCCUUCAGAGUCUCAUCAAGUAUUUCCACGCACAGCAAAAUUUUUUUCAGGACGGUCUCAAGGCAGCUGAAAGUCUGUCGCCGUUUGUGGAAAAACUAGCCACGACUGUCCACACGCUCAAGCAGUGUCAGGACGAGGAGAGCAAACAGUUGACGCAGACCAGGGACUCGUUGCGAGCGGCACUGCAGGUGGAACAGAAGGAGGAUUCUUUAAAUCGGAAGAACUCCGGCUACAGCAUCCACCCACUGCCCGGUAACCGGCUCUACGGCACAGAGAAGUCUGGCUUCCUGAACAAAAAGAGUGAUGGGAUCCGCAGGGUUUGGCAGAAGAGGAAGUGCGGGGUGAAGUACGGUUACCUCACCAUAUCACACAGCACGAUAAACCGCCCGCCCGCCAAACUGAACCUGCUGACUUGCCAGGUCAGGCCGUCACCGGAGGAGAGGAGAUGCUUUGACCUGAUAGCCCACAACCGGACGUAUCACUUUCAGGCGGAGGAUGAGCAGGAGUGUCAAGUGUGGGUGUCGGUGCUGCAGAACAGCAAGGACGAGGCACUGAGCAACGCCUUCAAAGGGGAUCUGAGCAACGGCUGCAGCGACACCGUGCAGGAACUGACCAAAGCGGUCAUCGCGGAGGUCAAGGCCAUGGCGGGAAAUGACCUUUGCUGCGACUGUGGGGCUCCAGACCCCACCUGGCUCUCCACCAAUCUGGGCAUCCUGACCUGCAUAGAAUGUUCCGGGAUACACCGGGAGAUGGGUGUGCACCACUCCAGGAUUCAGUCGCUCACGCUGGACGUACUGAGCACCUCUGAGCUCCUGCUCGCGGUCAGUAUCGGCAACGUCAGGUUCAACGAGGUGUUUGAGGGCAAUCUGCCCGUUUCGAGUGGCGUCAAACCCAUCGCCAGCAAUGACAUGAACGCUCGGAAGGAGUAUAUUACGGCCAAGUACAUGGAGAGGCGCUAUGUGCGGAGGGGAUUGUGCGAGGGGGGGGCGAGGCUGUACGAUGCUCUGAGGAACAAGGAGCUGAUGACCCUGGUGCAGAUGUACAGCGAGAGAGUAGAUCUCUCCACCCCACUCGUACUGCCAGACGGACAGGAUCUAGGAGAGACGGCGCUGCACGUGUCCGUUCGCAUGGCUGACAGCGGCUCGCUGCCCCUGGUGGAUUUCCUGAUCCAGAACGGGAGUGUGGACCUGGACGUGAGGACAGUGAGCGGUAACACAGCCGUGCAUUAUUGCUGCCUAUACAACAAGCUCGAGUGCCUGAAGCUGCUUCUGAAAGGAAAGGCCAAUCUGCACACAGCCAAUGGAGACGGAGUGACGGCACUGGACAUCGCAAAGAAACUCAACCACGUUCACUGCGAGGAGCUGGUGGAGCAAGCAUUGGGGGGCAGGUUCACCUCCCCGGUGCAUGUCGAGUUCGACUGGGGCUGUGUGCAGCAGGACUGCGCGUACGAGAGCGAGGAGGACACGGAGGGCAGCCCUUUGCAAAGGUCUUUCAAGUCCCUGGGGCUGGCUCAGGGCUGGUCGAGCCCCGCCAGCUCCCCGCUGCCCACCCCCAGCCCCAGCGGCGUCUCAAAGGAUCGCUGGAGCUUCUCCGGCUCCAACAUCAUCAACGAGACCUACGGGACGGUCAUGGUCCACCCCAGGACAUCGCCACCCCACUCUGCGCCCGCCAUGCCCCCACCGCCCCUGCCGGUGAAAACCUUCACCAGGUCGGGCUCCGCAGACUUCCAGAGCAAACAGCGGCCUCUGUCCAGUGUGAACGGCUCCUCACUGCCUCUAUCCACGAGUCUCACGGCCUCCAAGGCUCCAGGCCGCCCUGAUGUUCCUUGGCGACCCUCGGCAGCCGGUAGCCAUCAGGUACCUGAUGCUCCAAGCUCUCAGCACCGCUCGUUACAGCACCGAAGCUCCCCCCCACCCCCUCCCCCACUGGGGGUUCUCAGAUCCCGAUCGCUCCCCGAAGCCCCCCAGCACAGCCUCCCUGGCCCCCCAGCACCCUCACCAGCCAGCCCGACUAGAACGACGCUGAACAAAGAAGCAGGGAGGACGGAGCACAGAAGAUGCCGAGAGGAGAGGUUCCCUGUGGCUCCGACUCUGGGACAGGAAGCCGAGAAGGAUCCCAUGUCACCAGGACUACGCCCAUCCCUGUGCCCCUGCCCAGGAAAUCCAUUGGGGUGAGGCUGAAACAGAAGCGAGUCAAAGCCAUCCUGGACUGCAUGGCCGACAACACAGAUGAGC
Messenger RNA from Callorhinchus milii (elephant shark), 3010 nucleotides. RefSeq names its product arf-GAP with SH3 domain, ANK repeat and PH domain-containing protein 2. The record is from RefSeq and is a predicted model, not a curated record. Lineage: Eukaryota; Metazoa; Chordata; Chondrichthyes; Chimaeriformes; Callorhinchidae. Gene Ontology annotation, cellular component: cytoplasm. Gene Ontology annotation, biological process: positive regulation of GTPase activity. The transcript is spliced from 27 exons. Gene Ontology annotation, molecular function: protein binding; GTPase activator activity. Bases 131 to 2950 code for a protein of 939 amino acids.